Molecule: messenger RNA, 1503 nt
Organism: Akanthomyces muscarius
Lineage: Eukaryota; Fungi; Ascomycota; Sordariomycetes; Hypocreales; Cordycipitaceae
Exons: 2
Coding region: 1-1503 (500 amino acids)
Biological process (GO): DNA damage checkpoint signaling; DNA repair; subtelomeric heterochromatin formation
Cellular component (GO): nucleosome; nucleus
Molecular function (GO): histone binding; histone H3K79 methyltransferase activity
Source: RefSeq, a predicted model, not a curated record
AUGCCUCUCCUCGGCGGAAAAGGCAACAAGUUCAAGGUCGACCCGCCCAAGAUCCGCAUCGAAAAAGUCACGGUCGAGCGACCUGCUCCGAAACCCAAGCCCAAGCCACAAGCCGCCCUCUCGAAAGCCUCGUCGUCAUCGUCGCGCUCCCCGUCCCUCCACCGUUCCUCGCCCAAGCCCGCCACCACACCGCGUCAGAAGAGCCACUCGCCUUACCCCUCGUCGUCGGACGAGCGCCGCCUCGAGCGCAAGCGCAAGGCCGGCACCACCCCGAUCCGCAGAUCCCCCGUCGUCGAGCGCGUCACCUUUGACAAGGACAGCGACAACGAGGAUGAUGGAGGCUGGAUGAGCCUCGACACCCGCAAGCGCCCGCGCAAGGGCCAGGAGCAGGACAUGGCCGACCUCAACCGCCAGCUGCGCGACAUUGACGCCUACGAGGAGCCCGAGGCUGGUCUCAAGUUUGUGCACGCCGUCGACGUCGCCUCGCUAGAGACCAAGUGCGUCCCGGUCAUGGGGGCUCAAAAAGAGGAUGUUGCAAUAGAAAUGCAAUAUCCCAGCCCUCAACCACGCGAAAAAUUCGAAUUGGUCUGGGGCAAAGACAAGAUUGACGCGGUGCAGGCUAGCAUCCGUAUCGUGCAACUUGUGGCCGAGACGUACCUCACAGAAGGCGAAGCUGAGCCCUUUACCAACCAGAAUGGGGGCAUCAUUCGAAGACUCGAAAAGGCCUCCAACAGAAACAUCCAGGAUCUAACCGGCUUCAAAGCCGCCAUCCACGAGUACAACCAGACCCUCCAAAACCUCGUCGAGGACGGCAUCAUCGCCAAGAACCUCGACAGGCUGCACGAACUACCCGCCCACCUCGUCGCCUUUAUCCUCGAUCAAAUAUACGACCGAACCGUCGCUCCGCACGUGGAGCUCCUCUCCAAGUACGAAAACGGCACCGACUAUGUGUACGGCGAGCUGCUACACCCGUUUGUCACCAAGCUGCUGGUCGAGCAGCUAAAGAUGACAUCCGACCAAGUCUUUGUCGACCUCGGCUCCGGCGUUGGCAACGUGGUGCUGCAGGCCGCGCUGGAAAUUGGCUGCGAGAGCGUCGGCUGCGAGAUGAUGGACAAUGCCUGCAAGCUGGCCGACGCCCAAAACCGCGAAUUCAGGGCGCGCUGCAAGCUCUGGGGCAUCCUCCCCGGCAAGACGCACCUAGAGCAGGGUGACUUUCGCAAGAAUCUGGUGAUACAUGACGCCCUGAAGCGGGCGGACGUUGUGCUCGUCAAUAAUAAAGCGUUUACGUCGCAGCUCAACGACGACCUGGUGCGCAUGUUUCUGGACCUGAAGAGCGGGUGCAAAAUCAUCUCGCUAAGGUCCUUUGUGACGGACGGCCACAGCAGCCACAACAUCAACGACGUCGGCAGCACGAUAUUGGACGUGGAGGAGUGCGCAUACCCCGAGGGAUACGUCAGCUGGACCAAUGCCGGAGGGCCGUAUUACAUUUCCACACGAAAAUAG